AUGUUAAUUAUGUCCAUUUGUAGUGUAGACCUCUUCACUGUGCUAAUAUUAUAUGAUAAUUAUGUCCAUUUGUAGUGUAGACCUCUUCACUGUGCUAAUAUUAUAUGAUAAUUAUGUCCAUUUGUAGUGUAGACCUCUUCACUGUGCUAAUAUUAUAUGAUAAUUAUGUUCUGACCCACUGACUUUAACUCAGAAAACAAUUGUCCCGAAGCCAAACCUAGUUGACCAACCCUGUUUUAUAGUAUUCCAUGGCCUUUACUGGCCAACUGCUGUUAUGUUUAUGAUAUACUAUGGUGUUGUGUCACGAGACUUUGACCAGAUAUUAUUACAUCCAAAGAUCAACUGAACCUAGAACAUAGAUACAGAGACACUUGUCAUCAGGAAGGUUCUCUCUCAGCACAACGGAAAAUAUCUCAAUGACUUGACAUGUUCUGGUUGUGAAUUCAGGCUACAAGGGGACAGUUCUCUAAAAUGAGUCUCUCUGGGGAGAGAGAGGAGGGGGGCCCUGCCUCUAAAAUGCAUCUCUCUGGGGGACAUGACAUCAAAGCUAAGAGACCAAUCAAGCAGGAGAGACCAGCCUCCCCUGUUCCCAGCUGUGUGUCCAUGAAGAGUGACCGGUCUAUGGAACUUCCUAUAGUGUUUAGAGAGGGAUACCUUUCUACUGAACAAAGCCCAAUCAAGCAGGAGAGACCAGCCUCCCCUGUUCCCAGCUGUGUGUCCAUGAAGAGUGACUGGUCUAUGGAACCUCCUAUAGUGUUUAGAAAGGGAGACGUAUCUACUGAACAAAGACCAAUCAAGCAGGAGAGACCAGCCUCCCCUGUUCCCAGCUGUGUGUCCAUGAAGAGUGACUGGUCUAUGGAACAUGCUAUAGAGUUUAGAGAGGGAUACCUUUCUACUGAACAAAGACCAAUCAGGCAGGAGAGACCAGCCUCCCCUGUUCCCAGCUGUGUGUCCAUGAAGAGUGACUGGUCUAUGGAACAUCCUAUAGAGUUUAGAGAGGGAUACUUUUCUACUGAACAAAGAAACCAACAGGAGAGAUCAGAGUCAGAGAUUCUCAGUGGUCAGUCUUCCCAGAGUCAUCAAACAGACCUGGCCUCCAUAUUCAGUGUAUGUGGUCCUGUUAUAACGAGCUGA
Molecule: messenger RNA, 1134 nt
Organism: Oncorhynchus gorbuscha (pink salmon)
Lineage: Eukaryota; Metazoa; Chordata; Actinopteri; Salmoniformes; Salmonidae
Exons: 8
Coding region: 472-1134 (220 amino acids)
Source: RefSeq, a predicted model, not a curated record